AUGCACUAUAGCGUUGGACAGCCCAUAUGGGCUCACGAGCGGCGAACGGGAGAUAUGUUAAUAACUAGGCAUCGCACUUCAAAAGCUGGUGAACGACACUCAGGAACUAUAAAAUAUGAGUUGGAAGAUUUGAGGAAUGAAGUGAGCCAACUUGAUUCCAAAAUAUUGAUUGAAGAUAACCUGGUAAUAAAUUGGUUAUACGCUACUGCAAAAGCUCAAUGUGAAGGAUCGGGAGCUCGUUUGAUAUCAACUGGGAUGAGAAACAACCAAGUAAAAAGUAAGCGGAUUAUUGAAAUAUUUCCGAAACAAUAUCUAACCGGAGCUUCUUCAUGGAUUGGAUUGGACGACAUCAGCAAUGAAGGAAUUUGGGUUUGGUCGGAUGGCGUAAAUGAAACGCCAAGUGUAAUAUGGGCACCGGGGGAACCAAACGGCGGCAACAUCGAUAUUGCAUAUUAA
Styela clava is the source of this 456-nucleotide messenger RNA. The record is from RefSeq and is a predicted model, not a curated record. Lineage: Eukaryota; Metazoa; Chordata; Ascidiacea; Stolidobranchia; Styelidae.